Molecule: messenger RNA, 441 nt
Organism: Ostertagia ostertagi
Lineage: Eukaryota; Metazoa; Nematoda; Chromadorea; Rhabditida; Trichostrongylidae
Source: the annotation of a GenBank genome assembly
AUGUCACGGGAUGAUGUGGGCUCAUGUGAGAUAAAAACUUGCUGGGACACAUUGCCCACAUUCAGGGAGAUUGGCAUGAUCAUCAAAGACAAAUUCGAUGGAGCAUCGGAGGUGACGAUCGAGGAAGAGGAGGACGACCAGCCACGGAUAGUCAUGAAGAACUCGCAGUUCAAGCGUCACACCAACGCAGAUCUAAUCUAUAUGAGCCCGUCGCCAGAUUUUUGCGAUGCUGAUCCGGCACGUGGAAUUUUUGGCACAAAAGGGCGGGAGUGCAAUGUCACCUCUCAAGGAGUGGAUGGUUGCCAGCUGUUGUGCUGCAAUCGGGGAUUCGAGCGACGAGUAUUUUUCGAGGUCGAUCAGUGUAAUUGCAAAUUUCACUAUUGUUGUCGAGUCGAAUGCGAACCGUGUGAACGUCGAAUCGAAAGGCAUUUCUGCCUUUGA